UUUCAUUCGAUCAUCUCCCCCAAAAAGUACCUCCUGCAGAAUCCUGCUCUGCCCCAGUUUUGGCUGUUGGACACCAAAUCGAGGCUACACAUCACAUCCACUUCCCUUGGAGAUUAGAGACAAGACAGGUGUGCAGCAAGAUGGAGGGGCUCAGAAACUUAAUUUUGGAAAACAGCACUGUUCUUGGCUACGCCUUGGCAAUACAAGUUAUUUUAUCUCUUCUUUUGCUGCUUAUUGUUUUCAAUUACCCAGUUGUCAUUUACAGACUAUAUCAGAGAUAUAUCAUUUUCAAGGCAGGUUUCCAGAAGAAAAAGCUGAAAGUAUCAGACAACUUUGAGUUUGAAUAUAUUGAAAGGGGAAAUGCAAAAGAUCAUGCCAUAUCAUUGCUUCUUGUACAUGGUUUUACUUCAAGCAAAGAAAACUGGUGUUUAAUGGCUAGCUUUAUCCCCAAGAGAAUACAUAUUGUUGCUUUGGAUUUGCCUGGCCACGGAGGGACAACAAGAAAGCUGAAGGAUGAUGUUUCAGUGCCAGGUUUUGCAAAGAGAGUAGAACAGUUUGCAAAUGCUGUUGGGUUGAACAAGAAGAAAUACCAUGUGGUUGGCACGUCUCUUGGUGGAUUUAUAGCUGGUGUCCAUGCUGCAAUGUUUCCGAAAAAUUUAGCAUCUGUUAUGCUUGUAUGUCCAGCUGGCUUUAAUUCUCCUGUUGCAAGUCAAAUGGUGAAGGCUUAUGAAAAAGAAAAUAAAAUUCAGUUGUUGCCAAAGAACAAUGAAGAGUUUGUAGCAAUGAUUAACAUGCUUGUACACAAACCAGUCAAGUUUCCAGACAUCAUUGUUUCUGGGUUGAUGCAGGCAAGACUGCAAGCUCAGGACUUCUAUGUGAAAGUGUUUGAAGGUCUUAUAAAUGAAAAUGAGAGAUAUCUCCUUCAAGAAAAACUACCAGACAUCAAAACAAAGACAAUGAUUGUUUGGGGGAAGCAUGACAAAGCCCUUGAUGUUUCAGCUACUGAGGUCAUUAGAGAUAUACAUCCUGAAAGCCAGAUUGAAAUUUUGGAUGAUUGUGGACACAGUAUAGCAUUAGAGAGGCCACGAAAGCUAGCCACACUUAUAACAAGGUUCUUAGAAGAUUGAACUUCCUUACAAUAACAAGUACUUGUGCAAAUUUUCAAGGAUUUUUAGGACAAUGAUUUGGAGAAUUGUUUUAAAAAAUAGGUGACUGCUUUCACAUUAUUGUAAUUCUUUGUGUUCCCGAUUUUUGUUAUUGAUUUUCAAACAUAUACUUGGUGAGCAAUAGUAUUACACAGUUCAACAUUGAUUGGUGAUAAGUGGCUACAGCACUGUAACACGGUCAUUGAAAUGUUAAACACCUUUGUUAAAUCUUUAGGCAUCAGUUUGGCAGCACGGAGCAAAAUAAGUUAUGAAGUCAGUUUGAAUUUCGAAAAAAAUAUUCUUUUCAAAGAUUUGAAUGUUACUUUUCAAAGACAGAUUUAAAGCUUCAAAACUUCUGUGAAGCUUACAAAAAUUUAAUAAAAAGGGUUUCAAACAAGCUUUAUUGAACACAACAUGAUGAAAUUUAUAAACAAUUCAAUAGCUUUUGAAUUGCUUUUAUAGGUAGAAAAAAUUUUAUCAGUACUGCCAUUUAGAAGCCUGAUAACCAAACCCAGAUUUCACCAACGGUGCAAUACUUCUGCUUACAAAGCAUAUAAUAUUCUUUGCAACUCAGAACAGUCAUGUUCUUUACAAAAAUUAGUUUAUUAUUCAUAAAAUAUAGAAAAAUUUACCAAAAUCAUUUUCUUAUUCAUAUAUUAUGUAGAAAACUUAUAUGUUGCAAAGUCUGUAUUGAUCACCAUUCACAAUCAAAUUCUUUUAUAAAUCUUUUAUUGAUCCUGUUGUCUCUUGGUAAAAAAAUGAAAAUUUUAGGAUAAAAAUCAAAUUAAAACCAAUGCUUUAUAAGUCAGUUUAAAGUUUAAGAAAAUUGUCUAACCU
Rhopilema esculentum is the source of this 1982-nucleotide messenger RNA. Its product is annotated as monoacylglycerol lipase ABHD6. Gene Ontology annotation, cellular component: membrane. The record is from RefSeq and is a predicted model, not a curated record. Gene Ontology annotation, molecular function: monoacylglycerol lipase activity. Gene Ontology annotation, biological process: acylglycerol catabolic process. Lineage: Eukaryota; Metazoa; Cnidaria; Scyphozoa; Rhizostomeae; Rhizostomatidae.